Saccostrea echinata is the source of this 1698-nucleotide messenger RNA. RefSeq lists its product as uncharacterized. The transcript has 13 exons. Bases 38 to 1555 code for a protein of 505 amino acids. Lineage: Eukaryota; Metazoa; Mollusca; Bivalvia; Ostreida; Ostreidae. The record is from RefSeq and is a predicted model, not a curated record.
AGAAGUAACCGAGAGACAAUAAUAUACGAAUGCUGAAAUGAAUACGUGUUCCUCUUUUAUUCAUUUAUUUGUUUUAUUGUACAGCACAAACGCGGCUGCCUAUAGUGGAGAUGAAACUUCCCCUGCAGGAAACCACUGUGUCAACUACACUAGAAAUCAUGAAAACCAAACUGAAUGCACUUUGUGUUUCUUUCCACAAAACUGCUUGACCAACAACACUUGUAAAGAAGGGACCAAAGGGAAUACAUGUGAACAGUGCACCUCUAGUUCUGAAGGCUAUGCUAUAAACAGUUAUAGAAUAGGGAAUACCUGUAUUUCGUGUGAGGCUAUGCCAGUGACCACUGUUGCAUUUGGAAUUUAUGUCAUACUUUUCAUAAUGGCAGUCAUUACAAAUGGAUUCAGUGGCUCUCUCUGUACAAAGCUCAAAGUUAUAUGCCAUUUUCUCCAGAUGCUGUAUCUGACAUUUCUCAUCAAGAUCCAAUGGCCAGUGCUUAUUCAGAAAACAGUGAUGAGUCUGGCAUUUGUUACCUUCAAUUCCAAUAUUAUCCCACUUAAAUGUUUGAUACCCUCUCUCUCUUUCCUAAGUAUCCACUACCUAGAGUGGACCAGCUCCUUCCUGAUUGUGAUCAUUAUUAUCCUCAUUACAUUUCUUGUGGACAGGAGUCUGCAGGGUACUACUAUUCAAAACAAAACUGGUAAGGUCAGAAAACAGAAGAAAUGGCAUUAUCGUGUGACUUUCUUGAGGAUGAUGUUCUUUGUGACAGUAGCUAUGUACAUGCCCAUUACUUUGUCCGUGGCCCAUAGUUCACUCUGCUCUGGAAUAAUUCCUGCUAAAGUCACACUAAAUGCAGAAGAAAAUGUGUUUUUCUACCUCCAAGAAGAAUCUUGUGACCAGAUUAUAUUCCAGAAUAUUCAGUUUAUCGGCACCAUUUUCCUGAUAUUUUAUGUUCUUCUCUUUCCUGUUCUAAUCGUCUUUAUAUCACUGAGGCAGAAGAAAUGGAAAUUAUUGUCAAAAGUUAAUCAGGUGAACAGACCAUUAUACGAGUCAUAUCACCCUCGGUGCUGCUUUUGGGAAGCAUUUCCAAUGAUCCGAAAAUUAAUCAGCAUAUCAGUCACAGAUAUUUAUCCACUAAGUAUUUUCAUACAGUGCUUGAUUCAAUUGUCAACAACCAGUGUAUAUUUCAUUCUCCUCAUUCUACUGAGGCCAUACAGGUCAGUUGUAUGGGGUAGCAGAAAAACGGAGAUCCACACAUUUUUUGAGAUAUUGUCAACUCUGACAGUAGGUUUGAUGCAGUCUUUACCCCUCCUGAUGACCCUGGGAACAAACACCCCCACCCUAGAGUAUCUGAUUCUCGGUUGUAUUGGAUUGACACUGUUAAUAGGAGUGAUCAUGAUUUUUUUGACUCCAGUGGAAAAAGAGGAAGGGAUAACUCCAUCAAAUGGAAACCUAGGCUCUUCUAGUGAAAGUCUGCAUUCUCGACACAACAAAGUGGCACCAGCCCCCAUUACUUACGAAGAGGUCAUUCAAGAGAGGAGGAGACAUUUAGAAUUUUAGAGGAUUUACACUCAUUUAGAAUAAAAUGUUUACACACAAAGGCAUGUUAUUCAGUACAUGUAUUUCCAAGACACUUGCUGAAAAUAAUGAACAACUGAUUUAUUUGUUGUGCUUAUUUUUUUCUUCAAUAAAUUUCAAGUUUC